GAGCGCUUCUUCCCAGCCAAUGUCGCCCACUCCGUCUACAUCCUGGAGGACUCUAUCGUGGACCCCAAGAACCGAACCAUGACCACGUUCACCUGGAACAUCAACCACGCACGUCUCAUGGUGGUGGAGGAGCGCUGUGUGUACCAGGUGAACCCUGAGAACAGCAACUGGACCGAGGUCAAGCGAGAAGCCUGGGUCUCCUCCAGCCUUUUUGGUGUCUCGCGGGCCAUCCAGGAGUUUGGUCUGGCCAGGUUCAAAAGCAACGUGACCAAGAGCACUAAGGGAUUUGAAUAUGUGCUAGCAAGAAUGCAAGGAGAAGCUCCAGCCAAUAAAACACUGGUGGAGACAGCCAAGGAAGCGACUGAGAAAGCCAAGGAGACGGCUCUGGCUGCUACAGAGAAAGCCAAGGACCUGGCGAGCAAGGCAGCCACCAAGAAGAAGCAGUAUGUGUGAGGGGCCAGGCGCAGGCUGCACCAGAACAGAUAGGAGCCUCCUUAGGUUUUGUACUUUUAAACAAACUGUACCAGUCUGACAAUCAGCUGCUGUUGGAACCUUUCCAAGAUGUAAUUAUCAUUAAAGAAUCAACUCCCACCUCUG
Molecule: messenger RNA, 597 nt
Organism: Nestor notabilis (Kea)
Lineage: Eukaryota; Metazoa; Chordata; Aves; Psittaciformes; Psittacidae
Gene: PRELID1
Product: PRELI domain containing 1
Exons: 4
Coding region: 79-453 (124 amino acids)
Biological process (GO): phospholipid transport
Cellular component (GO): mitochondrial intermembrane space
Molecular function (GO): phosphatidic acid transfer activity
Source: RefSeq, a predicted model, not a curated record